Messenger RNA from Quercus robur (English oak), 774 nucleotides. Its product is annotated as probable caffeoyl-CoA O-methyltransferase At4g26220. The record is from RefSeq and is a predicted model, not a curated record. The transcript is spliced from 5 exons. Lineage: Eukaryota; Viridiplantae; Streptophyta; Magnoliopsida; Fagales; Fagaceae. Bases 238 to 750 code for a protein of 170 amino acids. Gene Ontology annotation, molecular function: S-adenosylmethionine-dependent methyltransferase activity; O-methyltransferase activity.
UGUACAAGAAUUUUAUCAGUGGUGAAUAAAACGAAGCCUUAAUUAAUUCUGUUUCUACUGGAAAGCAUGAUACAAUAACCACUGUAACGUCCAGACAAAAAGGGUUUCAGACAGCAAUGAUUGACAGAUAAGUCAACUGUCAGCCACGUAAAGUGUUAGUGUUAGACAGUAGCCCAGGAAAAACCAGUUGCUGAAGGUGGAACCCCAAUUCACACCACAAUCUGCAGCCAGGAAGCAAUGGAGAAAAUUGUGGGAAAGGUACCUCACAAUAUAUUGCAGAGUGAAGAUUUGUAUCAGUACAUACUGGAGACUAGUGUGUACCCACGUGAAUCAGAAUUUCUGAAGGAGCUAAGGGCUUUUUACUCUACUGCACCAGAUGUAGGUCAGUUGAUGGCCAUGCUGUUGAAGCUAGUUAAUGCAAAAAGGACUAUUGAACUUGGAGUUUACACAGGAUACUCUCUUCUCCUCACUGCUCUUACAAUUCCUGAGGAUGGCAAGAUUAUAGCCAUAGAUGUAAAUCGGGAGACAUUUGAGAUUGGGUUGCCGAUUAUUAGGAAAGCUGGUAUUGCAGACAAAAUUGAUUUCAUUGAGUCGGAAGCUUUACCAGUUCUUGAUCAGCUACUGCAAAAUAUAAGGAUAUAUUUCCUUUUAUUAUUAAUAUUCUUUCCUGAUUGCCACAAUAUGAUCUUAUUAUCUCUAUUUCCUCUAGUUUUAAAUUUUAUUCAGCUCAUCAGUUUACUACCACAGUAAAGUCUUCAAGUUUCUCUUUCUUUU